Patiria miniata (bat star) is the source of this 4095-nucleotide messenger RNA. RefSeq lists its product as uncharacterized. Gene Ontology annotation, cellular component: cell cortex of cell tip. The coding region runs from base 185 to 3031 and encodes 948 amino acids. Lineage: Eukaryota; Metazoa; Echinodermata; Asteroidea; Valvatida; Asterinidae. The transcript has 8 exons. Gene Ontology annotation, molecular function: protein binding. The record is from RefSeq and is a predicted model, not a curated record.
AUCAUGUAAUCAAUCAUGUAUGGCGGAUUUUCGUAGUAACGAGGGACGCGUUCCGUUUCGGUUUCUGCUGAUUGAAAUCGACUUACAAAAUCGGGUGACAGAGUGAUCCCCAAAAACUUCACAAUGACAAGCACCGUCACGUGACAGCCUUGUGGUUACUACGACGGUUACCCGCCCUGCAAAAAUGGCAGAAACUGACUCCUACAUAUGGAAGAGCCUGUUUCCGGAGAGCCCGCGCCGCCGGCCGUGCCAUCGCAGCAAGCAGGCCGCGUGCCGCCACGGCGGGCAGAUCUACAUGUACGGCGGGCGGGACGGGAACAGGACGCUGCAGGACUUCUGGCGCUACGACGUCGUCACCAACAUCUGGACGCGGAUGGAGUGCGGCGGGGACGCGCCCCCGCCACUGCACGAACACACGAUGGUCGCACAGAGGGGGUGUCUCUUCAUCUUUGGAGGGGAGCUUGGCUAUGGCAGCUGCGGCGAAACCCCCCUUUGGAUCUAUAGCAUCGCCCGACAGACCUGGGAGAAGCCCGUCAUCGAGUCAGAGGUCAUGACCCCUACAGGCCGUCGAGGUCACACAGCCGUGGCGUGGCGUGGUGGGAUGCAUGUGUACGGAGGCUACGUAGAUUUGAAAGGAUCGUCAAACGAGUUGUGGACGCUUGACUUUGAGACUAGAUGGUGGCACCUGAGCGUAGACGCCCAGGGAGAGAACUCCCCUUCCCCUAGGCACUGGCACUCAGCUGUGGUCUACGAGUCCAACAUGUGGGUGUACGGAGGACUCAACAACCUGCAGCCGCUCAGGGACCUGUGGAGAUGGAACUUUGAAUCGCGGCAAUGGACCCGCAUCAGGGGUCGUCAGAGCCCUGGUUUCCUCCACGGUCACAGCGCGGUCCGCAUGGCCGACAGCAUGAUGGUAUUUGGAGGUGAGGACAGCGAGGGGGAAUAUAGGAACGAGCUCUGGAAGUUCCAUUUCGCCUCGAGCAGCUGGCACACUGCAACGCCAAACCGUAGAAUCACCCCUACCUCAUGCACGCGUCACGUCAUGCUGUCCAUCCCGUCCAACCACAUCGUAGACGACUCCUACCUCCUACCACCACAGGACGGUCUACGCCCCCAGUCUGCCCCUACCCAAGCCCAUCACGAGAGAAUCCAGGAAGGUGGAGGAGCGGGAACCCCCACAAGGCUUCUGAUGGAUCUGUUCACAGUACGGCCCCAUUCCUCCCCGCCUGUUAUCGCUGGCAACGAAAGGAGAAACGCAGAUCGUCCGGUUCACCGCUUCGUAAACAGGAUCCACCCGUCACCAGAUGACGAUACCAAGAGAACCUUGUUUGAUUCAGACGAAGAUGGAGAAGGCGAUACUGAAGAAGUCAUAGAGCAUGAACAGUUGAUCACCGUGGCAACUGAAGAGGAUGCGAGGAUUAACACUUGGGGAGAAGGGAUGGAAAAUGGCAAGUGGGCUGUUCCCAUGACGACCGGCAUACCGAGGGAUCGCAUCCAAAAAGACAUUGAGGGGAUGGAGCUCAGACACUGGGCCGUCACGUCGACAGUUCCGCCCGAGGACGUCGAGCAGGUGGAGGAGAAAGAGUCCAGCAAACUCAUCGUCAACGAGGAAUCUCCCGUCCACGGUCGUCGCGACGACGGGAGAUGGGCAUAUCAAGAUGAGAUGAAGUCCUCCUGUCUGCGACAAAAGGACGGCGAGUGGAUCUUGGAGGAGGUUCUGAGCGAGCCCUCAUCCCCGGUGUCCGUCAUCAGGGUACCAGCAAAAGCAGGGUUUAUACCGAGUGCAAUGUCGGAACCUGGCGUGGAUGCUUCAACUGCUUCGACUUUCCAAGAACUCGAAACGGAGAAUUGUAUAGAGCCUGAUCCUGUGUGCAAUAAUCUUGUAGAGCUGCCCAAGAGUAUCUCAGUUUUAAAUAGUAUUCCAAAUGUUAGACUGAACAAUGGCUGCAACUUCCAUCAUGCUGAACAUGUUUUCAGCGGACUUAGUGAUGCGCACAGUGAUAAGAAUUUUGAUGACACAAUGCGAGAUCUUUCUGUAGGAGUUGCAGAGCUUCCGUCCAUACAAGAGCCAGAAGAGCAAGGAGUUGUACCUGAAAGAAGCAUCAACAGGGGAGAUGUCAUACAUGUAAGGCCGCUAGAUGGAAGAUCUUUUGAAAAUGAUAACAUCGUGAUCACGGAUAGACACGAGCUACUGCCAUCGAAUGAGAAGUCAGUGGCCACUUUUGUCAAUUUGGGGUUUAUGUCUUCGCAUGAAGAUCUACACCAUCCUCAACUUUCACAGGGUAUGGAUUUUCGUUUCCAUCAAUUGGAGCCUUCCAGAACCAUCAUGAAUGGAUCUGUUGGCCAAUCAGAUGUGCCUGUGCCAAAUGACCAAUCAGGCGCAACUUUAUAUCCUGAUAAGGGACAAGUCAGUGAUGCGCUCCACCAAUCACAGCCGCCGGCACUGGUCGUCAAUGGCGCAGUUGACCAAUCAGCUACCUCGUAUCAACCUCAUGCUCACCUAAGCCAGUCACUCUUGCACCAAAGAAAGCGUCAGCUCGCCCAGGUUCAACACCGAGCGCCCCACCAGCGAGUGAUUCACGUUAAGCCCACCAAUCAAAGAGUUUGCCAAAUCACCGUGGAAGAAAUGAACGGACCAAGUAUCCAAUCCAACACAGUAAUCCACCACCGUCAGCAGAACCAAAGACCGUCAGAGUACAGGGGUAGUAGUACAAACGACAGUAGGCCUCGGCUUCACGGCAGAUCUCAGACACUGAACAAUCUUCCAGAUAGAAACAGGACAGUUCUGCAAAGACCACAGACGCUUCAGUUGGCUGAACUGACCUCAGGCCAAAACAGAAAUCUGCUUCUGUGCGAUGAGCAAAAAGAGGACAAAUGGACCUGGCCAAUUUUCCUGUACCUCAUGGGUGGCGAAGAGACUGGCUCCUGCAGUCUGCACCGCAACAACAGCCCAAUGUCUGUGUGGAAGUGCUGCAUCGUGCAAGGAAAACCUUCUGACAGUGAAGUCCAGCACAUUUUAUCACAGUAUUAAAUAUUCUGUCCGAAGUAAAACUUGAACCACUGUGGAAGAACGAAAAGUAAAUGAUUAUGUGCCAAGGUCGAGUGUAAUCUUUAACAUCCUAAACGAAGUGUUUAGACUAUUUUGAAUACUGACGCUUCAAGUCGAGUGUGUAAUGGCUGUUUCCAUACGGAAAAUUCCAUUGACAUGAGUGUUAAUUAGCACAGUGUAGCAGUGAUACAGCACUGCGCUUGGGUACAGCACAAUUCAAACACUGCACAAUGUAAUCUUAAUGGGGUAAGACGAUGUUGUUGCAGAUACGCGAUAACCUGCUGCUGCGAUAAUCCGCCGUCGCGAGACGCCGUUAUCAUGACGAACCGCUGUCAUCCACGAACUGCCAGCAACAAUGUCUUGGAAAUCUUGUAGCAGUUGUGCAAUGGGCGAACACCUGUUUUGCCUAGUAAUAUAUGCAGCGCGCAUUCAAAAGUUUUAGUUCCAAACCAAACUCUCCAAUAAAUUUUUCCAGUAGCAUACAAGAUGCAGCAAGACUUUUGUGCAACUUCAUGACAGCUGUUUUGGAGUAUGCAGUACGCGUGGGAUUGAAAAAGGACCGUAAUUACCUUCAGAAGUAGCGCAUGCGCACUAGUUUCCCCCAUUUUUCGGGGGUUGGGGUGGGGGGAGAUUCUACAAGAUUCCCAAGACGCUGUUACUGGUGGUUCGCGGGUGAUAGCAGUUUAUCGUGAUCACGCCCUCUAUUGCGGCGGCAGUUAUUCCAGUGGUGGGUUAUCACGUAUCUACAACAACAUUGUCCUCUCCCAAGACGAUGGGUAACGCUUACAUAAGUAACAGGUAUGUAGAUUACGAAAAACAAGGAAGUUUGCCAGUUUAGUAUAUCGCUAUUUUUAAAUAACGUUUUCAAAUUUUGACUAAACGUGUGUAGAACAAAGCUUUUGCAAUAUACUGGUGUUGAACAAGAUAUACUGUAUGUAUAUAUAUGAGAUUUUUGAGUGAUUUUGUGCAUUUUUGUGGAUGUUAUAUUUUACUGAUGUUAUAUUUUACUGACGUGUGUGCCAAGGAAAUGUAUAUUUUAUAAAAAA